Messenger RNA from Cotesia glomerata, 4435 nucleotides. It is a transcript of the gene Grip163, whose product is annotated as gamma-tubulin complex component 6. Gene Ontology annotation, cellular component: spindle pole; centrosome; gamma-tubulin complex. Lineage: Eukaryota; Metazoa; Arthropoda; Insecta; Hymenoptera; Braconidae. Gene Ontology annotation, biological process: cytoplasmic microtubule organization; mitotic cell cycle; microtubule nucleation. Gene Ontology annotation, molecular function: gamma-tubulin binding; microtubule minus-end binding. The transcript is spliced from 8 exons. The record is from RefSeq and is a predicted model, not a curated record. The coding region runs from base 236 to 4354 and encodes 1372 amino acids.
AUUUUAAAAUUCUCCCGGCAAAAGUAAGGACCUCUGACGGCAGUAAAAGAAACUAAAGAAUAAGUGUGUGAUUGGUCGAUAAAUUUGUGACGUCAAAAAAAAAAAAGUAAAUAAUGUGCACAAUGUAUAUAGCUAUAUUUAUUUACUAAAAUUGUUUACUACUUUAGGCCUGUCAAGUUAUUUAUUUAAAUUUUAAUUAGUUAGAUAGAAGAAAUAAUUAUUUAGAUAGGAAGAAAUGACAACGAUGGAUUCGGAGGAAGGUUAUGAUUUUUUCGGUCUUGUCAACGACUUGUGUCAGUCGAUGAUAAAUAAAUGUGAUGAAAAAAGUCUUCGCGGGCGUAAUUCAGUGCUUAUUUCCAAUAAAUUACGUUCGAUUGCUUUUGAAAUUCUGCUUAAUAAACACCCCGAGUCUUGUGAUGUCAAUGAUACUCAUGAAAAUGAGGCUGCUGAUCCAGUUGUUGAGUUGUUGAAAUAUUCUUUUGUAUUAAAAACUACCCUAGGAUUGUCUUCCAAAGCUGAGAAAUUAGAGAAUGCGUUAGACAGAUUAUUGAGUGAAAACAGCGAGUCGUCAUUUAAAUCCAUACUUUUCUUCUUGCACUAUUUACAGAGUUACCAAUCCCACGACAAGGAUGACCUGGAGGUGUUUCAUUUUGAAGACAGAGUUCCUUCAUCGUCAGACAAUCAAAGUAAUGAAGUACCACAUUACCAAAUUUACCCGCUAUCAGCAUUCAUGUUACCACAAAAAAUGGACCGGUUGAUUGAUAUAAAUAAUCAUGAAUUUACACAAGUUAAUAUCACCGCUCCAAUAAGUUUUUCUUCGCAACUUCAAAUUGAAAUCGCUAAUAAUGAAUCUAAAUCAUCUCUAUAUACCCUCGACACUGUAAAGUCUGUGGGGCGAAUAGAAGAAGAAUGUAACUUUAAUUACGAAGAUACAGCAUUAGAAUCGCUCUGGAAACACGAAAACUACGACUCUCUAAGCCUAGGAUCUCUCAGAUCAUCUUCACCGUCUUUAGAAUCUAUAGAUUUAUCAUCUGAGGUCUAUGAAGACGCCGAUAGUUACUCAUGGGAAACUCUGGGAUGUGCCAAGCCUCCCAAGCAGCGUGUUUUUGCCUUAGAAUCAGACGCAGCGAUCCAGCACCUUCAAAACCUGCGAAAUCUAUCAAUAAAUUUAAGCGAGAAUGAAACCUUUUCCAGCAGAAUUAUUGUAAUUAGUAUGAAAGAGUUUAUGGAAAACAUAAGAUUGGUUUUAUUGGGGAUUGACUCGAGUUGCUUUAUAUGGGACGAUAAAAUAGGAUUUUUCUUCAAUAUAAACACUCAAGUCACCAGGCUGAGUAAGGAAGCUCUGGAGAGUAUCUCCACGGAGAUAACUCACUGGGCAACUUGUUUUAAGCUUCUUAUGCUGCUGGUACGGCCUCACUCUGACACUGGGAGGUACAAGCAAGACGGGUUGAUUUUCCACGCGAUGUGUAACAGCGUUAAUGAUGUGCUAAUUCAUUAUCAAGCUUCUGUUUUGCAGAUUUUUAGCGACGAGUCUAUUAGAUUGAUAGAUUUGUUGAAUCGUUUGCGUUAUGUUGGUUGCUCAAUUAGCGAAGUUGCGCGACUUUGUCGCUGUGAAAACGUUAUUCAAACGACAUUGGCUGAAGGUACGGGUAUUCUUACUCAUAUUUAUGAUGAAGUUACCAAAAUAACUAAACCCGAUAUUGCUCUGGUGUUUUAUUCAGUAUUAAAGUCUUGCUGUGAAGUUUAUUUUGAGCUGAUGGAAAAGUGGAUAUUCGAAGGAAUUUUCGACGAAAAUUACGGAGAAUUUAUGAUAUUUGUCCGUGAAAAAUACAUUCGUAAUCGCGGGCAUAAAUUUUGGACAAAAUGUUUUGGUAUUAGCAAAGAAUUAGUCCCAGGAUUUUUGAUAAAUCUUACAGAUUCUAUUUUACAGUGCGGCAAAGCUGUGAGAUUGUUAAAAAUUUGCGACCCUAAAAACCCGCUUUGCAAUUUUUUCCUGACUGCUAGGCCUAAAGUAAAAGUAUGCUUGAGUGUCAAUAUGUUGGCUGAGCAAGAGGAAAUAUGCCAGCGUUACAUGAACAAAGGUAUGGAGAUACUGGGCCCCAAUAUAACUCUAGCUGCGGCUUUGAAGGAGCUCAAGACAAUUGAUAAGGACAAAGCCGAGCAUGUGAUAGCCGCUCAACAAGAGACACUGUCGAGAAUAAAGAAGAGCCAAGAGGAAGCUAAAUUAUUGAUUAUCAAGAACAAGCGCGAGCUCUUUGCAGAUCAAAAGAAGCAAGUUGAAGACGCUGUUUCUCGGAGAGAAAAAGCCCGAGAAGCUGACUUGUUGGAGGAUAAAUUAUUGAGAGAAAUACAAAUCGUCGAGGAGGAAAAAGCCGAGAAUCAGCGACUCGCUGAUAUUAAGAUUACUUUGGAGUAUUAUAAGGACUUGGCUGAGGAAGCUGAGAAACAACGGCUUAGAGCCUCUUGGAGGAGUCGGAGGAUGGAAUUGUUCGACGAGCGUGUCAGUGCUAUUGUUCUUGCCCGGCAAGAGGAUAUUACUCCUAUUGAGGAAUCUGAUAAGACUUUCAGUAGUUCUCAAGACAAAUUCCAGACAGCUGACAGUAAUGUUUCUAAUUUAAAUUCUUUAGAUAAUUUUUUCAAUGAUGAUAAAGUUUCAGAAGUCAGUGAUGAAAAUUGCAAUGACACAAAAUUGUCAGAAAAAAACACUAAAUCUGAAGAAACAACUCGCGUUAGUCGGCCUACUGUCCUCGAGGUAAUUUCUAAUAAAGCUGACACAAAAAUAGAGUCAAUUAUUGAUGAGAUUACAGGUAACCGUUCAUUUAAACGCACAAAAUUUUCUUUCAAUACCAACACUACAAUAAAUAAUGAUAUUAAUGCACAAACUACGCUAGCUAAUGAUAAUAUAAAUAUUACUUUUAUUGACAAUGAAGGUAAUGAAAGUAAACUAGAGGUUAAUCUUGAUAAUGACAAUAAUAAGCCUGAUGAUGAAAAAAAGUCUGAGGCAAAUUCGGGGCUGGUAAAAAAUUUAACUGAAGAAAUUACCAAUGAAAUAAAUGACGCGACUCCGAUGUCCUGUACAACAGACAGUUACGUUCCAUCAGCGAUGAGUAAUUCUAUUUUGUACAAUUGCACAGAAGCUGGCUCAAUUGCAGAGUCUAAAAAUGACUUUGAGACACCAACGACACCCGGUGAUUGCUUGCCGAGAAGUGCUGAUAAGCAGGAGUACUCUAUGCACAAUAUUUUUUCACGAUCAAGCAGCCAGUUUUUCAGCACAGGUGCUAUGAGCACACCUCCGGCGUUUGAGUCGUCUUUAACACAAGCUGAUGUUGAGAUGAUUGAUAAUACCUCUCUGCAAGUGUACUUGGAAAAGUCGGUUUUGAUCCCACUGAGAGUUCAAAGCCGGCUUGCUAAUUCCGCGAUUGUUAAAUGUCUUUUGCAUGAUCACAAAAUAUUAUCACACUUGCACAGUAUCAGGAGUUUCUUCUUUCUUUUGAACGGAGAAUUCGCCAAGAAUCUCACCGGGCCGCUUUACACUAAAUUCCACCAAGCCACCUCGCCGGACAAGCUCUUUAAUUCAGCUACUUUGACGAGCUUGUUGAAAAAUGCUUUGCAUUUUUCUUUGAACAAUUCUUAUAAAAAUUCAAAGCUCUUGAGCUUGACUGUGAUGACUCAGCCUACCAGUAUGAAGCUACUUGAUCCAGAAGCUUUAGACUGUCUUUGUCUUCAUUACAAAGUUUCAUGGCCGCUGAAUAUUAUUUUAGACGAAGCGGUGAUGUAUCAGUACGGAAGGGUCUUUAGGUUUUUAAUAAUGGUCGGUCGGGUGCUUUGGGUACUUCAAGACGAUUUUUGCAUACUUAAAACUCAGCGCAAAGCUACUUUGUCUUACCAAUAUCACCGGUUGCAGUUAUUCCGACACGCAAUGAUGCAGUUCAUGACAGCUCUCCAUGGUUAUUUAACUUGCAGUGUAUUGCAUUCAAGUUGCACCGAGUUUGAAAAAGAACUCGAGAAUGCUAUGACUCUUGAUCAAAUUUACAGCAUUCACGUUCGCUAUAUUAAAAAAAUUCUCUCAAGAUGCAUGAUGACAAGACGAGGAGAAAAACUACGAAAGUGUCUUUGCAACAUGUUCCAAAUAAUAUUAAAAUUCCACAACACCCUAAGAACUCACGAGUGGACUGAAACGCCUCAGGGUUACACACAUCCAAGCUUCAACAAACUAGAGCAAUACUACAAAGCAUUCUGCACCAUGAGGUCAUUUCCCGCGCAAGUAGUCGACAAAUACUCAAACAGCGGCUACGAUUUACACCUUACCCGCUUUGUUGACGCUCUUAACAUAAAUCCUCUUUUCAGUCUCUAAAUUAAAAGUAUUAAUUUUUUUUAAAGAAAUAAUUUUUAAGUUAUAUUCGCAUUUAUUAUAAAUACGGUAUAACAAAAUUAC